Stylonychia lemnae is the source of this 3153-nucleotide messenger RNA. The record is from the annotation of a GenBank genome assembly. Lineage: Eukaryota; Ciliophora; Spirotrichea; Sporadotrichida; Oxytrichidae.
AUGAUUGCAUCUAGAUUAGCCUCGGCACCAUUAAGAUAUCUAUCAACUUAGACUUAAAACUCAAAGCAAAGUGAUAUUGAGGUUUUGAGUCAAAAUAGUGGAUAAAAUCAAGAGCUAAGAGAUAUAAUCCCAAGAGGCAAAAACAGAAAGCCAUAUAAUUUAAAGGUCGGAGAUAUUAUUCAUGAUUUCGAGGUUAAAGAGAUUGAGAGAAUUGAAUUCUUUGAUGUUACUGCAUACAAGUUAGAGCAUGUAAAGACUGGAGCUAAAUAUCUUCACUUAGAUAGCUCAGAUAUGGACAAUGUAUUUGCAGUAUUAUUUAGAACUCCACCUGAUGAUCACACUGGAAAGCCACAUAUUCUUGAGCACUUAGCCACAUGUGGAAGUGAGAAAUACCCGGUAAGAGAUCCAUUCUUCAAUAUGAUCAAGAGAUCUCUUAAUACCUAUAUGAAUGCCUGGACUGGUUCAGACUUUACUAUGUACCCCUUCUCCACAUAGAAUACUUAGGAUUUUUAGAAUUUAAUGUCAGUAUAUUUAGAUAUGUCAUUCUUCCCAAGACUUGACUAUUACGAUUUCAGAUAAGAAGGUCAUAGACUUGAGUUCAAAGAGUGGAAUGAUACAAACACCGAUUUGGAGUUUAAAGGAGUCGUUUAUAAUGAAAUGAAGGGAGCUAUGAGCAAUCCUGAGGAUUAGUUCGUUCACAAGAUUAAUGAGCACCUCUUUUCUAAAUCUCAAUAUAAGUUUAACUCAGGAGGUGACCCAAAAUACAUAACUGAUUUAGACUAUAAAGAUUUAGUUGAUUUCCAUAAGAAAUACUACCAUGCUAACAAUGCCACAAUCUUUACCUACGGCGAUUUAGACUUUACUUAACAUCUUGAUUUCAUUAACAGAAACGUGUUGCACAGAUUUGAUAACUCAAAAGCAGCUGAGAUUUUAAAAUCAAGUGAUGUAGCCUUGGAAGAGAGACUUAAGGAAGCCAAAAUUAAGAAUGAACACUUUAUGCCGGAUCUGAUGAGCGAAGCUGAAACUUAAGCAAAAUACGGUGUUACCUUCCUGUGUAACUAGACCUCUUAAGAUCCAUAUGAAUCAUUCUAAAUGUAAAUUCUGUCAAGUUUAUUGUUUGAUGGUCCUAAUGCUCCAUUUUAUUAAAAGAUUAUCGAGGAAGGUGUUGCUCCAAACUUCUGUCCAGGAACUGGUUAUGAUAGUACAACUAAAGAAGCUACUUUCACAAUGGGAGUCUAAGGAAUCAAAGUAGAAGAUGUUAAGACUUGUGAAUUAGCUUUGCAUGAGGUUUUGAAUGAUGUGGCCUAAAAUGGCAUUGAGGAUAGAUUCUUUGAGACAAUCCUUCAUUAGGUUGAAUUCAAUGCUAAGAGAACCAAGGAUCAUUUUGGUCUUGGCUGCAUCUCACACAUGGUGCAUUAUUCACUUCAUAACGGAGAUCCCCUUUCAUUCUUCAAAAUCAAUGAAUACUCGCAAAGAAUCAGAGAGGACUAUAAGAAAGGAGAUCUUUUCCAAUCACUCGUGAAGAAAUACCUUAUUAAUAAUAAUCAUAAGCUUAAGCUUCUUUUUGUGCCUGAUCAAACUGUUGGUCCAAAAGAAGAAUAGGCAGUCCUAGAUAAACUUUCAAUGAUUAAAAAGGCAUUGACAGAAGAUGAGAAGUAAACAAUUGUCCAAGAAGCUUUUAAGCUCAAAUAGCAUCAAGAGAGAAUUUAGGACUUGAAUGUACUUCCAUCAUUAAGCUUAGGCGACAUCUCUAGAUAAAUGGAAUUCGUUGAUCAUGAGACUAAAUAUUUAGGAAGUAAUUAAUAUUCUUAAUUUCAUAACUUUAAAAUAGAGGUCAAGACAUGGUUCUAUGACUAGCCAACUAAUGGGAUUAAUUAUAUAGGAACUAAAAACUACAAAUACAACGACUUCAACGAUAGAAUUCUGAGCUGCUCAAAUGGAUUAGAGAUUAAUGUAGAUAAGUAUUCUAAUACUCCAGACUUUAAGGAUAUUCAUGAUAGACAUGAGAAUUUAUUUGUAUCGAUUGGUUUCCUCGACAGAAAUAUCGACAAGGCCUUUGAUUGUUUGGCAGAGAUCAUCGCUACUCCUAACUUCGAUGAGCCACAAAACAUUUCAGACAUUAUUAAAAUGGAAUCGAUCAAUAAAGCCAACAAUAUUGGGAAUAAAGGUGCUUAAUAUGCGACUAGUUACGGCUCUAGUGGUAUUAAAGCAUUUGCUAGAAGCUUCGAAAGUUUGAGAUCAGACAUUUUCUUCUGCUAGUUUGCUGCUGAAGUAUUAAAAACUGCAGACGCCUUGCCCGUUCUAAAGGACGCAAUUUACAAUAUGACUGAAAUCGCUUCAUAUGUUUUCAGAGAAGAGAAUAUGGAAUUUGCCGUUCAUGGAAGCAAAAAGAAGUUUAACCUUAUAUAACUCAAGCUAGAACUAUUACUAAACUCUAUUAAGAAUGAUAACUCUAGAUAUUCAGAUAAAUAUUCUAAUAUUGAAAAAGUUUCUGGGGAGUUUGAAAACCCAAUUUAUUAUAAGAGCUUCUUCAAGACACCUUUAGCAGUCAACAACUGUUCAGAGACAAUGCUAAUUCCUACUAACACUAGCUAUGACGAUUAUGGUGCUCUCCAGGUAUUAGGAGAUAUGAUGACUUUCACCUAUUUAUUACCUUCAAUUCGUGAGAAAGGUGGUGCUUAUGGAGCAGGUUGCAGGAUAAGCGAGAGCGGUGCAUUUACAUUCCAUUCAUUCAGAGAUCCUAAGAUAGAUAGCACUUUUGAGAACUUUGAAAAAGCUCUUGACUCUGUUAUAAAUAAGGAAUUUUCAGAAGCUCAACUAAAAGAAGCUAAACUGCUAACUUUCCAAAAACUAGAUAAAGUGAUUGAUCCAUCACUCAAAGGUCUCUAUCAAUUCAGCAGAGGAUAUACUGAUGAGCACAGAUUGAAGCUGAGACUAAGAUGCCUUGACUUGACUAGAGAAGAUUUAGUUGCUGUUGCUGAGAAAUAUCUCAUCAAGGCUGUCGAGAAUGGCCACACAUCAAGAGUAGUUUUCGGAUCAUAAAAUGCUGAUCAUACUGAACUUGAGGGCAAAGGUUGGACUGUCUAGAAUCCAAUUGACUUCCUUAGUUAUUAAUAUUUCGAAAAGUGGAAUGAGGAAGCUAAGCAAGUAUGA